AUGGUCAAACGAAAACUUGGAGCCCUUGAAAAAGUCGACGCCGACCUCGCAAACCUCCAGAACAAAAUCAAACGAGACCCCGCCUCGUACCAUAGCGAUUUCCUGUCCCAACACAUUCAAUAUGAAAACCAACGACAGAUUUUUGUGCAGGCACCCACGUCGACUUCAGACAACGGAGUCAUUUCGUUUCGCGACUUGAUCGAAUUCGUGGCACAUGUAUCGGACUGCUAUAAAGAGGAGACAAAAGAGUUCCCUCGGGAAUUGAUCGAGAUCCUGUGUACACAUCAUGCGACACUGGAACCGGAGCUGAGAGAAAAGAUCGUGGGCAGUCUAGUUUUACUUCGGAAGAAAGAUAUGGUCGAUUCGAUCACACUGCUGCAAUGUUUUUUCCCUAUCCUGAUAUCCACGCCGAGCAAGGCUCUACGGGCGCUGCUCUUUCAGAAGAUCGUCAGUGACCUGCGCUCCUCGAAUUCCAAGACCGUCAACCAUAAACUCAAUCGGGUGGCGCAGACUGCUCUGCAUAAUCUAGUUACGGAAGAUCGGUCGUCGCCAAAGGCAUUAUGGGCGGUCAAGAUUACACGAGAGAUGUGGAAACGGCAGAUCUGGACCGAUACCAAGGCGGUCGAGAUCAUGAAAGAGGUAUCUCUGGGCGACAACGAAAAAUGCAUCGUCGGAGGUGUACGAUUCUUCUUAGGCGGCGACAAGGAACGCGAGGAGCUGGAAGAUGAGAGUUCAGAUGAAGAUCCGGUGGAUGUGAACCAGCUACGGCAUCAGAUUGGAAUCAACAAAAAGAGCAAGAAAGCUGCGAGGAAACUCGAGAAAGCGGCGGCAACCAUUCGUCGGAAGGAGAAGAAAAAGGGACAACCACAUCCAUUGAACUUUUCGGCGUUGCAUCUGUUGCACCAUCCACAGGGCUUUGCGGAGAACUUGUUCUCGAAGCAUCUGCAGAAUACCAGAUCGAAGUUGAACCUGGAGCAGAAACUUCUGGUUCUGCAGCUCGUGUCAAGAUUGAUUGGGUUACACAAGUUGACGGUGAUCAGCUUCUACUCUUACUUCCUCAAAUACCUUACUCCUCGCCAGCCUUCAGUCACGUCGUUUCUGGCGUCAUUAGCGCAGUCGACGCAUAAUCUGGUGCCACCGGAUAUAUUGGAGCCACUGGUCCAGAAGAUUGCGAACGAGUUUGUGUCGGAGGCAGCUGCUGGAGAGGUUGCUGCCGCCGGGUUGAACGCAAUUCGAGAGAUUUGUGUUCGGCAGCCAUUGGCUAUGAAUGACACGUUACUCCAAGAUUUGGUCAUGUAUAGAAAGAGCAAAGACAAAGGAGUCAUGAUGGCUGCCAAAGGUUUGCUGGGCUUGUACAGACAGGUCGGAGCAGAGAUGUUGAAGAAACGAGAUCGUGGCCGAGAUGCGACUCUCGGUUUACGUUCAGGGGAGCAAAAACAACAGAGGUUUGGCGAGGAGGCCGCUGGUGAGAUUGAAGGCCUCGAGUUGCUUGCCAAAUGGAAGGAAGAACAGAAAGACAAGAAAAGGCAGGAUGGCGCCGAUGGAGACGAAGACGAUGAAGAUGAGGAAGCCUGGAAGGUCCAAGAAGAUGAUAGUGAUGAUUCUGGUGGUUGGAUCAACGUGGAGAGUGAUGAGGAAGUCGAUAUCAGUGACCGUGAAAGCGAAUGUGAAGACGGGAAACCGACAGCGAAGAAGGUUCGAUUCGACGCAGGAGAGGAAUGGGAUUCAGAACCCCAGAGCACAACACAACCUCCGAAAUCGGAUCUUGCAACCAGUCAGAUUUUGACACCCGCCGACCUGGCCAAACUGCAGGAACUUCGAACAACCGCUUCGGUAUCCUCGCUGAUGAAGAAUCAUAAAUCGCAUCACGCGGCACAGAACCAUCAAACAAACUCUCAACGACACAUUGAUGACCCACUGACAGCAGCGGAAAUUGAAGGUCUAGCAUCUUUAUCCCGGGGAAAGGCAACCCGUGCGCAGAAAUUGGCCUUACUGCAAGAACAUAAAGAGGAUCGUGAGGAACACAAAUCGAAAGCGGCAAGGAAGAAGGAGCGUAAGGAGACUCAAGGGAAGAGUACAACGAAUAGAGAAAAGGCGCGCAAGAAGAAUUUCCUAAUGACUCUGAGCAAGGCCAGGUCGAAAGGGAAGAGGAGUUUGGUAGAGCAUCGGAAGAUCCUGAGGGCGCAUGCAGAGAGAAGUAAGAAAGGUGGGAGGAGAGGGAAUCGAGGCUGA
This is a messenger RNA of Rhinocladiella mackenziei CBS 650.93, 2232 nucleotides long. RefSeq lists its product as uncharacterized. Bases 1 to 2232 code for a protein of 743 amino acids. Gene Ontology annotation, cellular component: nucleolus. The transcript has a single exon. NCBI's taxonomy places the organism in Eukaryota, Fungi, Ascomycota, Eurotiomycetes, Chaetothyriales, Herpotrichiellaceae. Gene Ontology annotation, biological process: ribosomal large subunit export from nucleus; ribosomal large subunit biogenesis. The record is from RefSeq and is a predicted model, not a curated record.